CCGCACAAUCUAUUAAUUGCAAGGACUCAUCUUCCACAGCCACCACCGCCACCUUCUCUUCCUCGUCGCUUUCGUCUCGCCUUCCUCUGCUUCUCCUUCUACCGGCGCCGCCGCACCUAGGCUCCGACUCCGACCAAAGCCCUAAUCCUUCGCUCCUCCCAGAUGGACGGCGGUGGCGCGGCACGGGUCACUCGCACGCCCGAGGACGUCUUCCGGGACUUCAGAGGCCGCCGUGCCGGCAUGAUAAAGGCUCUCACUACUGAGGUCGAGAAGUUCUACCAGAAGUGCGAUCCAGAAAAAGAGAACUUGUCACUUUAUGGGUUUCCUAAUGAGACUUGGGAAGUGAACUUGCCAGCUGAGGAAGUGCCACCAGAACUACCUGAGCCAGCUUUAGGAAUCAAUUUUGCUAGGGAUGGAAUGGCCGAGAAAGAUUGGCUAGCACUAGUUGCGGUUCACAGUGAUUCAUGGUUACUCGCAGUUGCCUUCUAUUUUAGUGCACGUUUUGGAUUUGACAAAGAGUCAAGGAGGCGGCUUUUUAAUAUGAUCAACAAUCUGUCUACUAUAUAUGAAGUUGUAACCGGAACAGUCAAGAAGCAGUCAAAAGAGAAGAACCCUAAUAGCAGCAGCAAGAGCAACAAGUCAAGCUCCAAGAAGCGGUACAGUGAAGCAGAGUCUGGCAAAUUACCACCGUCGAUGCCUUCUUUCAAAGAAGAAGACGACCUUAGGGAGAGUCCCGAAGACUACAAUGACGAGCAUGACAGCACUCUCUGUGGUGCGUGCGGAGAAAGUUACGGUAAGGAUGAGUUCUGGAUUUGCUGCGACUUGUGCGAACAGUGGUUUCACGGGAAGUGCGUUAGGAUCACACCCGCCCGUGCCGAGCACAUCAAGCAGUACAAAUGCCCGAGUUGCAGCAACACUAAGCGGGCCAAGGUAUGAUGAAAGAGGCGAGAAGGACGGGGUUACUCUAACACCAAAAGAUCACUCUUGCAUGCCUCUGAACUUGUAGACUAAACCCUUUCGGCUUUGUUGUCAGCUUGUAGGCUAAAGUCUGGUACUUGUCCCUGUUUUAUUUUGCUAGAUAUCGCUAAUUUGGCUGUUAAGGAAAAAAUGUUAGGAUUCACUUAAUGUGUAAUCUAAUUAUGUUUAAAUUUGCUAAUGCCUGUGAUCAGUGUUUUAAAUCA
Molecule: messenger RNA, 1181 nt
Organism: Zingiber officinale
Lineage: Eukaryota; Viridiplantae; Streptophyta; Magnoliopsida; Zingiberales; Zingiberaceae
Product: PHD finger protein ALFIN-LIKE 8-like
Exons: 6
Coding region: 163-936 (257 amino acids)
Biological process (GO): regulation of DNA-templated transcription
Cellular component (GO): nucleus
Molecular function (GO): transcription cis-regulatory region binding; transcription coregulator activity; histone binding
Source: RefSeq, a predicted model, not a curated record